Microsporum canis CBS 113480 is the source of this 1371-nucleotide messenger RNA. RefSeq names its product homocitrate synthase. Gene Ontology annotation, molecular function: homocitrate synthase activity. The coding region runs from base 1 to 1371 and encodes 456 amino acids. Gene Ontology annotation, cellular component: mitochondrion. The record is from RefSeq and is a predicted model, not a curated record. Lineage: Eukaryota; Fungi; Ascomycota; Eurotiomycetes; Onygenales; Arthrodermataceae. The transcript has 4 exons.
AUGGCCACCGAUACCGGCUCUCGUGGUAGCCACACGAGCGAUGACAACGAUACCAAUGGCAUCAAAAUCGCACCAAAUGGUAACCAUGAAGGCUUCACCGCAGUUCAGACCCGCCAAAACCCUCACCCACACAUCUCGAGGAAUCCUUACGGUCACAAUGCUGGAGUGACAGAUUUCCUCAGCAAUGUCUCUAGGUUUAAGAUCAUUGAGAGUACUCUAAGAGAGGGAGAGCAGUUUGCCAAUGCUUUCUUCGAUACUGAGAAGAAGAUCGAAAUUGCAAAGGCGCUGGAUGACUUUGGCGUCGACUAUAUCCUCACACAUAUCAGAUGUCACAUGGAUGACGCCCGGAUAGCAGUCGAAACCGGUGUCGAUGGAGUCGUGUGGUCAAGACACCAGCUAACCCCCACCAGCGAUGUUGUCAUUGGUACUUCCUCCUACCUCCGUGAACACUCUCACGGAAAGGACAUGACCUACAUCAAAAACACCGCCAUCGAAGUUAUCAACUUCGUCAAGUCCAAGGGCAUCGAAGUCCGCUUUUCGAGCGAAGACUCAUUCCGAUCUGACCUGGUCGACCUCCUUUCCAUAUACUCUGCUGUCGAUCAGGUAGGUGUCAAUCGUGUUGGUAUCGCUGACACUGUCGGUUGUGCAUCCCCUCGCCAGGUAUACGAGCUCGUCCGUGUCCUUCGCGGUGUUGUCAAGUGUGACAUUGAAAUUCAUCUGCAUAAUGACACUGGUUGUGCGAUUGCCAACGCAUACUGUGCCCUUGAAGGAGGCGCCACGCACAUUGAUACCUCCGUCCUAGGUAUCGGUGAGCGAAACGGUAUCACCCCUCUUGGUGGCCUAAUGGCUCGUAUGAUUGCUGCCGACCGCGACUAUGUGCUCAGCAAAUAUAAGCUGGACAAGAUCAAAGAUAUUGAAGACCUUGUGGCUGAAGCCGUACAGGUCAACAUUCCCUUCAACAACCCCAUCACUGGCUUCUGUGCCUUCACCCACAAGGCCGGUAUCCACGCCAAGGCCAUUCUGAACAACCCCAGCACCUACGAGAUCAUCAACCCGGCCGACUUCGGCAUGUCGCGUUAUGUGCACUUCGCUUCACGCCUCACAGGCUGGAAUGCCAUCAAAUCUCGAGCCCAGCAGCUCAACCUCGACAUGACAGAUGCUCAGUACAAGGAAUGCACAGCCAAGAUCAAGGCUCUCGCCGACAUCCGGCCCAUCGCUGUCGAUGAUGCUGACAGUAUCAUUCGUGCGUACCACAGGAACAUUAAACUAGGCGAGAACAAGCCACUUCUGGAGCUUACGGAAGACCAGAGGGUAGAGUUUGCUGCAAAGGAGAAGGAGAUGGCAGAGAACGGCGUUGAGGUUUCAGCGUAA